UUGGCUAUAACACUUGGUUUGCGCGUCUUAACCGGAGACUAGAAAUUAAUAUUAUUGAAAUCCCGCUUGAACUUCAUUUGAAAGCGAGUUUGGAAGGCAGGAAGGACACGCGCGAAGUGUUGUGUUGUGAGAGUGAGUGUGUGUGUGUAUGUGAGAGUGUGUGUGUGUGUGUGUAUGCAUGGGCGAGGGACACACACACACACUUAGGCGCGCAGAGAGGAAAGCGUGAGAGAGCCUGGGAAAAGGUGGGAAAUAGGAAAGAAGGUAGAGUUGAUGAGAGGGCGAUAGGGGGGAAACAAAAGAAAAAAAAAAACAAAAAACCGGCAUGAAUUCGUAUUUCGCGAACCCGUCGCUCUCGUGCCAUUUAUCCGGUGGCCAAGAGGUUUUGCCCAACAUGCCACUGAACACGAGCACCUAUGAUCCGGUCAGACAUUUCUCGUCUUACGGCUCCACGGUGACCCAGAACCGGAUUUACGCGUCCCCUUUCUACUCCCCCCAAGACAACGUGGUGUUCGGGUCAAGCCGGGGACCCUACGAGUACGGAUCUAACGUGUUCCUCCAGGACAAGGACGUGCUCCCCAGCUGCAGGCAAACGAGCAUGGGACUCAAUGCGCAGAGCCACGUUGCUCAGGACUACAGCCUGGAACAAGCUCGAGGCGGGACGCAGGAGCAGAAGGGAAACAUUCAGAUCUACCCGUGGAUGCAGCGCAUGAACUCGCACAGCGGAGUUGGGUACGGCUCAGACAGAAGGAGAGGUCGACAGAUUUACUCCCGAUACCAGACCCUGGAGCUGGAAAAGGAAUUCCACUUCAAUCGCUAUUUGACCAGACGCAGACGGAUUGAGAUCGCCAACGCUCUGUGCUUAACAGAGCGCCAGAUCAAAAUCUGGUUCCAGAACCGCCGCAUGAAAUGGAAGAAAGAGACCAACUUAACUUCGACUGUAACCGGAACCGAGUCGGGGCCAACGCAGGAGGCAGAGAAACAGAGUGUUCAGGAGAAGACAGAAGAAGUGAAAAAGAAUGACUAAUAAUACGUUUCUAUGUUUUGUAUUUUAAUCCUAAACGCCUGUUAAACUGCAACGUAACUACCUAAACUUCUCAGAAAUGCAAUUGUAACUGCAUGGACUGUAUAUUCUGCUAUAUCUCUUUCCCUUUCCCCUAUCAAUACCACACAAAUACUCACAUAGAGUAGAGAGAGAGAGAGAGACAGAAGGAGAGAGGGUAUACCCAGCGUUAUGCAAUUCACACCUCUUUGUAUUGCCUUGUUUUUGUCAUUGUGGAUAAACAAAUAAAAAAUGUCACCAAUACAUGCUAUUUGUGUGGUACCCAGUCCUAGUAUUAUUGUGUUUCUAUAGCCUUGUAGACAGUUACUCUAUGAAACGAACUGUGCGCUACUUGGAUCAGUGGGCUAUGCUUUUGUUUUCUCACUGAUGCAGUUUGCAAAAAUGUACCAUCAGCAUUUCAAAUGUGAAGGAAAAAAUAUAGUCUAUGCACAUAUUGUGUUGUUUUGUUCUCGCUCAUUUGUACAAAAGCACCAGCAUUGACGGGAUGAACCGUACUACCUAAACUCUUCUGACUUUUUGUGUUAAAUUCAUUCGCCUAUAUCCCGUCAGUGCAUGGAUGUGCAAAGCGCCGCUGUACUGGCUAAACUUAUACUGUUCAGUGAAUUUAAUAAAACAAAACAAAAUAAAAAACUCUUAUAGCCAUCAUUAUAACGUCUUUAAGCGAAUAAAUCAGAUAUGAAAAUGUAAAAAAAGAAAAAGAAAAAAGAGAAAAAAACACCUUGGUUCGCAAU
Molecule: messenger RNA, 1794 nt
Organism: Pygocentrus nattereri (red-bellied piranha)
Lineage: Eukaryota; Metazoa; Chordata; Actinopteri; Characiformes; Serrasalmidae
Gene: hoxc6a
Product: homeobox C6a
Exons: 2
Coding region: 326-1027 (233 amino acids)
Biological process (GO): anterior/posterior pattern specification; regulation of transcription by RNA polymerase II
Cellular component (GO): nucleus
Molecular function (GO): DNA-binding transcription factor activity, RNA polymerase II-specific; RNA polymerase II cis-regulatory region sequence-specific DNA binding
Source: RefSeq, a predicted model, not a curated record